Ornithodoros turicata is the source of this 3060-nucleotide messenger RNA. RefSeq lists its product as uncharacterized. The record is from RefSeq and is a predicted model, not a curated record. The transcript has 2 exons. NCBI's taxonomy places the organism in Eukaryota, Metazoa, Arthropoda, Arachnida, Ixodida, Argasidae. Bases 1 to 3060 code for a protein of 1019 amino acids.
AUGCCCUCGCAGGCAGGCUUAGGUGAAGCAUCUUCAGAGAUCACGUCAAGCUCUACGGGCGUGUGUGGAGGCUUAAAUUCUAGAAGAUCAUGUUCGAAGACUUGCAUUGUUAAAGUGUACCCGAAGACACGACCAGAGCAGGCAGUCCGGAUGUACGCAAUGCUUGACGACCAGAGCAAUAGAUCUCUGGCCAGGCCAGAAUUCUUCGAGCGCUUUGGUAUUCGUGCAGGUGAAUAUCCGUACACACUGAGGACCUGCGCCGGCGUGGUGGAAACGACAGGGAGACGAGCAAGUGGCUACGUAGUCGAGAGCCUCACAUCCAAAAAACGGCUAGAUCUACCCACGCUGAUUGAGUGUGAUGAGAUUCCAAACAACAGGCAUGAAAUUCCAACGCCAGACGUUGCACGAAGACAUCCCCAUCUCAAAGCACUGGCCAGCCUCAUUCCACCAAUGGACCCCGAAGCGCAGAUCCUGCUCCUUAUAGGCCGGGACCUUGUUCAGGCCCAUAAAGUGCGCCAGCAACGGAAUGGACCCAACGACGCUCCUUUCGCCCAGAAGCUGGACCUCGGGUGGGUCAUAGUUGGUGACGUCUGUGUCGACAGAUUACGCACACCAGAGAAGGUCGACGCUUUCGCUACAACUGUACUGGGGAAUGGACGUCCGUCUUCCUUCAUGCCAUGUCACAAUCACGUUCUCGCAAAGGAAAACCUGAGUUGUCAGCAUCCCAACAGAGAAGCCGUGCUGCCUGGUAUAUCGCCACCGAGUAAUGAGGCAGUGGACCCGCUAUUCCAGACAACAAGGGAGGACGAAACCUUUGCUCCGUCUGUGGAAGACCAAGAAUUCUUGAAUCUUAUGGACAGAGAAUUCCGUAUGGACGCAUUGGGCAACUGGGUGGCCCCCCUGCCGUUUCGUACACCUAGACGUAAGCUUCCUGACAACCGAGAACAAGCACUAUCUAGGUUCAACUCGCUACGUCGCACCCUGGAUAGAAAACCGGAGAUGAAGCAGCACUUUGUUGCCUUCAUAGAAGAUCUGCUGAAAAAUGGUCAUGCUGAGCCGGCUCCACCAAGGGACGAAUAUAAAGAGUACUGGUAUCUUCCCAGCUUUGGCGUCUACCACCCACAGAAACCGGGCCAGAUCCGCGUCGUGUUCGGCUCCAGCGCCAAACACCAAGGCAUUUCGCUAAAUGACCUGCUUCUUUCGGGACCGGACAUGACUAACAGCUUGGUCGGAGUUUUACUCCGCUUCAGGAAGGAAGCCUUCGCUGUAACCGCAGAUAUCCAGCGCAUGUUCUAUUGCUUCUUCGUACGUGAAGAGGACAGGGACUACCUGCGGUUUCUUUGGUUCCGUGAUAACGAUACCAGCAGCGAAGUUAUCGAGUACAGAAUGUGCGUGCACGUCUUCGGAAACACGUGUUCCCCAGCCAUUGCGACAUACGGUUUGAGACGAACCGCAAAAGAAGCAGAGCCGGAAUUCGGAGCUGACGUCCGCCGCUUUGUCGCAAGAGACUUUUACGUGGACGACGGCCUCAUAUCUCUGUCAACCGAAAAGGAGGCCAUCGAACUCCUGAAAAGGACGCAGAAGAUGUUGAUGGGUGCCAACUUACGCCUCCAUAAGUUUGCUUCAAAUUCGGUUGGUGUCAUGGAUGCCUUCCCAUCGGAAGACUACGACAACGACCUAAAAAACUUGGACCUAAGCGGCGGGAACUUACCCAUACAGCGGAGUCUCGGUCUAAACUGGAAUUUGAGGGCCGAUACAUUCACCUUCAGAGUGCCUGCAAGGGACACUCCGAGCACAAGGAGGGGCGUGCUGUUGACCGUGAAGAGCCUUUACGACCCUUUGGGAAUGACAGCUCCGGUAACCGUACAGGGCAGACUCCUGCUUAGGGAGCUAACUUCAUGCGCCACAGACUGCGAUGCCCCACUCGUGCUGGACGACAAAUGGCAAACAUGGAAGGACUCGCUUCGCGCCCUUGAGCGACUCGAAAUACCACGCCAGUACGUUGCUGAAUCCGUCACCAAUGCUCGUAGACGAGAGAUCUGCGUGUUCUCCGACGCUUCAGAGAAGAUAAUAGCCGCUGUGGCCUACAUCAGGGUUACAGAUUCCAAGGGGACGCCGCACACCAUCCUGAGGCUGGAGCUAUGUGCCGCUGUGCUUGCCGUCGAAAUCGCUGAGCUGGUGGUCAACGAAAUCGACGUUCACAUCGAAGACGUCAGGUACUACACGGACAGCAAGGUUGUGCUUGGGUACAUCUGUAACCAGUCGAGGCGCUUCUACCUAUAUGUCAGCAAUCUCGUCAACAGAUUAAGGAGGUCCACGAAACCCGAACAGUGGCACUACGUCCCGACUGACCAGAACCCUGCGGACCACGCCACUGGACCAGUUGCUGCGGCAGCUCUCACGCGUACAACCUGGCUCACAAGACCCAAAUUCCUUCACGAACGCUCGAGUACGGAGCCGGCAAGCGCAGCUUUCCCGCUCCACCAGCCAGAGGUCGACCCUGAUAUACGGCCACAAGUCUCCGUCUCUGCAACUUUCAUGAUGAACCAACAACUGGGUACUCAUCGCUUCAAGCGCUUUUCGUCAUGGACGUCACUUGUAAAGGCCUUAGCGAGUCUCGUACACAUCGCUCGGUCGUUUCUGAACCCAUCACCCACUUGUCACGAAUGGCACCAUUGCAACAAACCUCGAACCGCGGAAGAACUAGCGCAUGCUAAAAAGGUCAUCCUGCGUAGUGUCCAACACGAGGAAUUCGCAGAGAUCACCGUUCGGCUUCGCACAGACGUACCUCAACGAAAACACUUCUCAACCAAACGCUCUCUGUGGAAGCUCGAUCCUUAUAUCGACAACGACGACCUGUUAAGAGUUGGCGGGCGCUUACGGAAUGCAAACAUGAACGAGGAAGAAAACACCCGCUUAUUGUUCCCGGUCGGCACCACGUUGGUUUACUACUGCUUCGGCACAGUCAUGAGAUGGUCGUCAAGCAUCAGGGAAGGCACUUCACGGAAGGGGCUGUUAGAGCCGCUGGCUUCUGGAUUAUCGGCGGAAAAAGAUGUAUAA